Molecule: messenger RNA, 1890 nt
Organism: Salvia splendens (bonfire salvia)
Lineage: Eukaryota; Viridiplantae; Streptophyta; Magnoliopsida; Lamiales; Lamiaceae
Product: replication factor C subunit 2
Exons: 8
Coding region: 458-1453 (331 amino acids)
Biological process (GO): DNA repair; DNA-templated DNA replication
Cellular component (GO): nucleus; DNA replication factor C complex
Molecular function (GO): ATP hydrolysis activity; DNA clamp loader activity; DNA binding
Source: RefSeq, a predicted model, not a curated record
CCUACACAAAAUUAGGCCUCCAACUCUCUCUCUCUCUCCCCCAAAUCGGCAGAAAUCACUUCACCCGCCCCAACCACCGCCCUGCCUCGCCGGCGCUCCUUCCGCCCUCUUCCCGACACUCUGCUCCGCGCUCCGUCGUCUCUUGCCAGCCCUAGUUCCUGCCCUGAAUCGCCGGCCCCCCAUCCUUUCUCGCCGGCGACACUCCUUCCGCCUGCCUUGCCGUCCAACCUCGGCCCCUGUCUCGCCGCCGCUUCACCACUACCGGCCCGGCUGUUUAAUAGUACAACUUUCUUCACAUUCCCAAGAUUCAAUUUUUUUUGUUGUAAUAUGAUGGUUGUUCAACUUGUAAAUGGGAGUAUUUAUUAAGGGGCGAGGAAGCAGUGUAUAAAAAAGGAAAAAGAAGGAAAAGGAGAGGAUUUAGGGUUUUGUGGCUGAAUUGAAAUUGGAAGGCUCUGCAAUGGCGUCUGCAUCUUCAUCGUCGUCGGGCCCAGAGAUCCCAUGGGUGGAGAAGUUUCGCCCCACUAAGGUGUCUGAUAUCGUCGGCAAUCAAGACGCUGUCGCCCGCCUCCAAGUCAUCGCCCGUGAUGGCAACAUGCCCAAUCUUAUUUUGGCUGGUCCUCCUGGAACUGGUAAGACUACUAGCAUAUUGGCUCUUGCUCAUGAGCUCCUCGGCCCAAAUUAUAGAGAGGCAGUCUUGGAGCUAAACGCAUCAGACGAUAGAGGAAUUGAUGUUGUGAGAAACAAAAUAAAGAUGUUUGCCCAGAAGAAAGUUACAUUGCCCCCUGGAAGGCACAAGAUAAUAAUUUUGGACGAAGCUGACAGCAUGACUUCAGGAGCUCAACAAGCUUUGAGAAGGACAAUGGAAAUAUAUUCUAAUUCUACACGUUUUGGGCUAGCUUGCAACACUUCAUCAAAGAUUAUUGAGCCUAUUCAGAGUCGAUGUGCUCUUGUUCGAUUUUCUAGAUUAUCUGAUCAAGAGAUCCUUGGACGUCUCAUGGUGGUGGUUGCAGCAGAAAAGGUACCUUAUGUCCCAGAAGGUCUUGAAGCAAUUAUUUUCACUGCUGAUGGUGAUAUGAGGCAAGCAUUGAACAACUUGCAAGCCACAAAUAGUGGAUUUGGGUUUGUUAAUCAAGAAAAUGUUUUCAAGGUUUGUGAUCAACCCCAUCCCUUGCAUGUCAAAAAUAUGGUACGCCAAGUUAUUGAUGGGAAAUUUGACGAUGCUUGUGCUGGAUUGAAGCAGCUCUAUGAUUUGGGCUACUCACCAACUGAUAUCAUUACCACUCUAUUCCGAAUCAUAAAGAACUAUGAUAUGCCUGAGUAUCUGAAGUUGGAAUUUAUGAAGGAGACAGGAUUUGCUCAUAUGAGGAUCUGUGAUGGAGUUGGUUCAUAUCUUCAAAUGUCUGGUUUGCUUGCAAAGCUUGCACUGGCCCGCGAAACAGCCAAAGCAGCUUAGUUAGUUGCUAGUUGGGUGCGCGUCAUCCUUCCCCAAUUGAAUUCUUACCAAUUUCUGUGUCAUUGUAGAUUCUGAGAUGCCUGUUUAUCGAAACACAUGUGUAUUGUCUCCUUGUGCAAGUUCGCGCACAAUGCCAAUGCCAAUGCCUUUUUGCUGAAGUAAAAUGUUUACCUUGUACUCUUGUAGCGAUGGGGAGGAGAGUCGUAUGGUCGCUGGAAAUAUGUUUUGAGAUGAUUAGGAUAUUUUCCCAUAUUGGAGCUUUAAUUUGUGGUAUUCAUAAUUGUUCUGCUCUUACUUUUUAUUCCUAGGAUUACAAUUUAUAUAUGCAUAUGAAUGGAGUAGUAAUUGGAGUGGAGGUUGAUAUCUUAUUGUUUAAUGAUUUUGGAUUCUAUUUUGGAAAUUUGCUGUGCAAUGUUACUUGUAUCUAACUUUGUUUU